This is a messenger RNA of Monodelphis domestica (gray short-tailed opossum), 4484 nucleotides long. RefSeq names its product integrator complex subunit 6. Lineage: Eukaryota; Metazoa; Chordata; Mammalia; Didelphimorphia; Didelphidae. The record is from RefSeq and is a predicted model, not a curated record. Gene Ontology annotation, biological process: snRNA 3'-end processing. Gene Ontology annotation, cellular component: integrator complex.
UGUGGGGGGGGCGGGGCAGAAGGAGUGGCGGGCGGCAGUGGCAGCUGCAGCGACCGUAGUGGCUAUUGGGCGGUGAGAGGAGAGAAGGGAGUGUUAGCACUCUGGGGACGGGCGGGAGAAAUUACUAGGUGAAAGCGAUUUGGGAUUCGGGACCGGUCCGCAAGUAGAGGCUCAGGGCUGGACCUGACCCCUCUGUCUUGUCCCGUGCCGCUCGGCCCCUUUCAGCCAGGGGAGUCCUCCCUUGGGUCGGAGCGUAACCAGGCUAGGCGGGCAGUGUUCCGAGGUCUCUACCGCGAAGAUGCCGAUCCUCCUGUUCCUCAUAGACACGUCGGCUUCAAUGAACCAGCGCACUGAGCUAGGUACAACGUAUCUAGACAUAGCAAAGAAUGCCGUGGAGAUUUUCCUAAAGCUCCGAGCGCGGGACCCAGCCAGUCGGGGAGACAGGUACAUGCUGGUCACCUCGGAAGACCCACCCUACUGUAUCAAGGCUGGCUGGAAAGAGAACCAUGCCACAUUCAUGACUGAACUGAAAAAUCUUCAGGCUUCUGGAUUGACUACUCUUGGCCAGGCUCUGAAGUCUGCCUUUGACCUGUUGAAUGUGAAUAGACUGGUGUCUGGAAUAGACAAUUACGGACAGGGGCGGAAUCCAUUUUUUCUGGAGCCAGCUCUUAUAAUUGCCUUCACUGAUGGAAAUAAGUUAACCAAUACUACUGGUGUACAAGAGGAGCUUCAUCUCCCUUUGACUUCUCCUCUGCCUGGAAGUGAGCUAACCAAAGAACCUUUCCGCUGGGACCAGCGGUUAUUUGCCCUGGUGCUGCGUAUGCCUGGGACGUUCUCAUCUGAGCCAGAGCCGCUAGGGAGCGUACCAAUGGAUGAAUCUGUUAUUACACAAAUGUGUGAAGUUACAGGAGGCCGCUCCUACUGCGUGAGGACACAGAAAAUGCUGAAUCAGUGCUUGGAGUCUUUAGUUCAGAAAGUCCAGAGUGGCGUCGUGAUUCACUUUGAAAAAGCAGGACCGGACUUGGCUGCUUUUGCUGAAGGGAGAGGGAAGAGAGAGUUCUACAAGUCAGCAAAAGCCAUUUCCCAUCAGCCAUGGCACAACUGUCGAAAGCUCAUUUAUGUGCGCCCUAACCCUAAAACUGGGGUUCCUGUUGGACACUGGCCAAUUCCAGAAUCUUUUUGGCCUGACCAAAACUCACCGACUCUGCCUCCUCGGACAGCUCACCCAGUCGUGCGAUUCUUCUGUGUGGACCACGAGCCCAUGCUCAUCGAGAAACUGCCUUUUGACAAGUAUGAACUUGAGCCUUCCCACUUAACUCAGCACAUCUUGGAACGCAAGUCACCUCAAACUUGCUGGCAGGUAUUCGUGGCCAGCAGUGGGAAGCACAGUGAACUGGAACACCCUUUUGGGUACCUGAAGGCGAGCACCACCUUAUCGUGUGUCAAUCUCUUCGUCCUGCCUUACAACUACCCUGUCUUGCUCCCACUUUUAGAUGAAUUGUUCAAGGUUCACAAGCUUAAUCCAAGCCCGAUGUGGUGGCAGGAGUUUGAUGAAUACAUAAAAUCCAUGCCUGCAUACUUCCUAUCACCAUUAAAGAAAGCACUGAGAUUGAUGGGAGCUCCAAAUAUCAUAUCAGAAAAUUUAGAACCUGGACUUAGUUACAGUGUCAUCUCGUACCUUAAAAAACUCAGCCAACAGAGCAAACUUGAGUCCGACAGAAGGAACGCAUUGGUGGGGAAGAAGCCUCCCCUGGAGAACGGAAUCAAAGUGAAAACCAUCUCUUUCGACUACCCUAUGGUUUCUAAUUUUGACCUUGAGCCCUCCGUGCUGCCUGGAGCCGCAGAGAAAUCUCCAAGUAGGGUUAGCCUGAUGGAAUUGAAUGGAAAAGAACCCUCAGAGUUCGAGAUAGCACUUCCAAAGAAGGAGGCAAAGCUUCACCUGUACAAGAAUCCUUUUGACAUUCCACGGAGCUGUCUUUUAGACCAAUUAACCAGAAUGAGAGCCAACCUGCUGAACACCCACACAAAUGUUGUUGGACAAAAUGAAGAUUUCUCUCACAGUAUUCCAAUUACUCAAAUGGGCAACUACCAGGAAUAUUUGAAGACGUUGCCUCCCCCACUUCGGGAAAUUGAUUCAGACCAACCAAAAAGACUUCACACAUUUGGGAAUCCUUUCAAACAGGUUAAGAAGGGGAUGAUGAUUGAUGAAGCUGAUGAGUUUAUGAUAGGGCCUCCACUCAAAGUUAAGUGCUGUGGAGAACUUUACCCUCUGGGAUCCCCGAAGAAAAAUCGAAGCUUGUCCCCAACUCCUCUAUCAAAGAAGCCACAAAGUGCAACCACCAGUGGAAAGGAACUGCCAUCAACCUCCUCGACGGUGUCACCUUCAAGCUUCAAAAACCCCAUCCCAUUAUUCAAAGACACAAGUGUAGGCCAAGAAGCCAGUGAAGAAAGGUUGGACGAUGAUCAGUGUCCAGUUCGUUCACCAUCACAGUCGGUUGAUACUACGGAUCAAGCUAGUGUUCUGAGAAAUGAUUUGGAUGCCCUGCUCAGCGAGUUGAAUAACUUGAGUGGUGGUUUAGUCUACACAGCUAGUGAUAACACACUUGGUAAAGGCUCUGGAAAUUGCAAUCACUCCCCACAUGACCAAAGAGAAGAAGCAGCACAGUCAUCUUUGCCAUCUGGGUCCAAUUCACUGAACAACCUACCCGAGGAAAGCGAAGCUAGUUACAAGGUUCAAAUACUGAAGGAGGUGCGAAAGCCUGGAAGAAAUUACGAGAAGAUCUUCGCUGUGCUUGAAAAAGUACACGGAUCUGCGGAAAUACAGAAACGUUUGAUUUUCGUUGCAAUCAAGGAGGCAGCCAGAUUUAAAAAACGAGUCUUAAUUCAACGCCUUGAGGCACUGUUAGAAGAACUACACUUCAAGAACCUCCCAACCUGCACCAUUAAUGAUGUCCAGGAAGAGAUUCCAGUUGAAUUUCCAAAGUAACUUUUUCAUGAAUGACAAACUUGCUGCUCUUGUUUCUGUAAUGAAUAAAACCUGUGUGAAUCUCUGCCCUUUUCUAUAAGGCAACUUUAUAUUACAAGAAUCUGAGCAUUACUGAUAGCAUUUUCCUUUGACAUCCUUUGGCCAGCAGAAGCUGGGACCACGUAGUCAUAGCGGUUUCCUUAGAAGGAAUGAGGUGGCCUUUUUUGUGAAAGGGGAUAACUCUUUCAGAGGGUUGACAUGUCACAUACCAGACGUUCACAUGAAUGUGGAUAGUGUUCCCCCACCCUUUGCAUAGACAAGACAAACUAUCCUAAACUCAACCACCACACUUUCCAAAGCCAGUGGGCAUUGCCAUAGCCCUAAUUUCAUAAACUAGUAUUUGCUGUUGCAUUUUUUAAGCCUUUGAUUUGAUUUUGGGUUUUCUUGCAUUAUUUGUUUCGAGAUCUAUCUAUUCCUCUACCCAGUGUACCUCAUUCUCAAUGAGCCUUCUCUUAGGAGAAAAAAAAAGUUUAUGCAAAACCAACUGCCACCAACUAAGCUGGCCAGUGCACACAACAUUCCACAGCACCCAUAAUCUUCUCUCUCCCCUAUGGAAAGAGCCAAGCUUAGCCAUGCCUUUUCAGUGAUGCAGGUUUCUAAGUAGACGGAAUCGGCAAGUAAAUAACUCUGCUGUUUGGGUAUUAAUGAAAAAGAAAGACAGCCCAGAGACUCUGUAUCCCUGAUCAUUUUUCCUAGCACUGGUUACACCUCCUCUCAUAGCCCCUGACACGUUAUGUCCCCUCUUCUGCUCUCUAGUCCAGCCACACUGUCUGUUUCCUGUUCCUCACACAUACUGCUCCUUUUUUUGUCAUCCCACUACCUUGGCACUAGCUGUCCCCCAUGCCUGGAAGGUUCUCCUUCUUUGCAUCCCUCCCUUAGACUCCCUAGCUUCCUUCAAGAUACAGUUCAAAUGCAGCCUCCUUCUGGACACCUUUCCCAGGCCACCAGGCAUCCCCCCAGCCACUAGUGUCUUUGCUGCUCAGGUUCUCUUGUACCCCACCUGUAUGGAUCUUGUAUGCCUGUAUACAUACACAUCAUCUCUCCCGUUAGAAUGUAAGCUCUUUGACGGCAGGGCCUAGUUUGCCUAUUUCUUUAUAUCCCCAGUGCUUAGAGGGGUGUCUAACACCCAUACAUACGCUUAUUAAUUUGAAUUGAUUAAAUCCUCUGACCAGUCCUUGAACAAUCUCCCUUCCCUCUUUUUGGCUUUGUUUACAGAUUUUUUAAAAAUACAUUUGAAAUUUUCCAGAUCUUUGACCUCAGUUGGGUUUUCUUUCACCCUUGGUGGACGGUGCUUCGCAAAACACACUUGUAUUCACUAUGCCCUGUAAAUGCUAGAAGUCUUUCAUGUUCUUCAAAGAUUUAUUUUUGAGCAGUAUUGUUAAAGUCAUUGAUUCUGUGAUAAUUGUAUCUGUUUACAAGUAAGCUUUGAACUGAAAUAAACUUUUGUUACUCUUAAAAA